This is a messenger RNA of Pimephales promelas (fathead minnow), 1553 nucleotides long. The record is from RefSeq and is a predicted model, not a curated record. NCBI's taxonomy places the organism in Eukaryota, Metazoa, Chordata, Actinopteri, Cypriniformes, Leuciscidae.
GCUUCACUUUCUUUUUACCACAGAGGUGCAAGGCUACUUCUCCCGCUUAAACAUAUGCCACUAUGGAGCUUGUGAAAGAUAUGGUUAAGAAAGCUAUACCAUCACUCAGCAAUGAUCUGAUGGAUUCACUUAUGGCUAGACUUGAGUUGGUUGGAGUAAACUGUGUAGAUGACCUUAGCUUUGUCACGAUCGAGGACGUUGAUGGAAUUCUGCCACCGAUUCAGUGUAGAAGACUAAUUCAAGCUUUCAAUUCAGGGUCACAAGCUGUGCUUGGCUCCAAUUCUACAAAUCCUCGUCAGGAUUUCCAUGUGCCCCCAACACCAUCUCUGAAACAAAGUUCUAUGGAGUGUUCCACAACCCAUGAGGUAUAUGUUGUACCAUGGCACAAAAUGCCUUCAAACUUCAUGCUUGUCCUAAGUGAAAAGAAAAGGCCAAAGCCUAGUGAGAGAAGAGAGCUAGUUCGCAUCGUCAUGGAUGAUGUACUCAGUAAAGUAAAUGGAAGGCCUGGAAGAGCAAAGCUGCGGGAUAUUGCAAAGCAGAUUGUAGACAAAUAUCCCUGCUCUUUCCAAGACAGAGAGCUCAAUGGAACAAAAGUAAUUGGCACGGGAUUUGAUGCUCUCUUUAUACAGCUUGAAAAUAGAGUUGAAAAUGUUCGGAGACCCUUAACCAUCAGCUCAAAGAGGCCAGCAGAGGAUGGAGAUGCGGUGAGGAGAAAAUCUACACAUUCAGAUCGUUAUGGAUGUGUGGAGUGGCAGCCUGCUAUUGAAGCUACAGAUGAACUCAAAUCUAAACAAGAUGAUUUGAAAAGUGCCUUCAUAUCCCAUGAUCUUCAGGAGUCCUGCAUUAGAAAAAUGAUGGGUGAAACGUAUUGCAUCCAGCGUGCAACCAUCAACAAAGGAAGCACUGUAAAAACUUUAAUGGAAGAGUGGCCUUUCCUUUUUGAAGCCGUUCACCUGUUUGAUCACACAUGUACACUUGUUGGCUUUCCGGUGCAAACAAAGCUGCCUGAAGAAUUAGCAAAAAAAGGAAAUACCAUCAAAGACUUCCUUAACUCAAAAGGGAUGAAGAUUGAACUUUCUGAUGAUCCAGUACAGCUGAUCUCUGGUAUUGCCAAUUUUUUUAAGGAAACACCUGAUCACCUUUACUGCCAAAACGAGGACGGAAUUGCUGCUGGACGAAGCAUCCCAAGCACCCCCUGUAUUAUCAUUGGUGAUGGUCGAUUCAAGAUUGCUGUGGAUCAGGAAAUCGUUAAUGAUCACAUCACCUCCCCUGUUGUGGCCCUGAGUUACGCUUUCUCUUUGUUUUAUGUUUUGAACAUCAAAUACCCAAAAGAGAUGUCACUCUCCCUGGAAUUCAUCCAAAGAGUUUUCCUGGGAAUAAAUCCUGAACGAGGGUCAAAGGCUGAGAUGAAGGGCACAAAAAAGCAACACAUUCCUCCAAGACUGUUGAAAUUCCUGUGUGGCUUGAACAACUUUGAAAAUCGAUGGAACAUUUGAGUUUUCUUUUUUCAAAGCUCACAAUGAAAUUUGGACUGAACAGUAGUUUUGCUCAAA